AUGAUACAAAAGAAGCCGCCGCCCGGAUCCGCACGCCUGGAGGAAGAGGAGGACGGAGACAUGCCACCGUACUACGACUCGGACGAAGACGAAUCCGAAGACAACCUCAACGAAUACAUCGACAACGACGACGAAGACGACGACCACGCGAUGAAGGCGGCCAACGGCAGGGAACGCAUCACCAUCAUCGGCACGGGAUGGGCCGGCUACACGCUGGCGACAUCACUCGACGAGCGCAAGUUCGCCAUCACCAUCAUCUCGCCGCAGCCGUCGCUCGUCUACACGCCGCUCCUGGCCAGCGUGGCCACGGGCAAGUUCGCCUUCUACCUCGCCGAGGAGCCCAUCCGCGGCAAGAAGAAGGGCGUGCGCUACGUGAAAGCCAGCGUCGAGGCCAUCGACUUCGCGCGGCGCCGGCUGCGCUGCAAGACGGCCUUCGACUGGUGCCGGCAGGACGACUGGUUCGAGGAGUCGUUCGACCGCCUCGUCAUCUGCCCCGGUUGCGUGCCCAACAUGUUCGGCACCCCCGGCGUCGAGCGCCACGCACAGUUCGUGCGCACCGUCGACGACGCGCGCCAGCUGCGCCGCCGCCUGUUCGAGCAGCUCGAGAAGGCGUCCAUGCCUGGCCUGACGGAGCAGCAGCAGCGCGACAAGCUGCGCGUCAUCAUCGUCGGCGGCGGCCCCACCGGCGUCGAGAUCUGCGCUGAGCUCUGGGACUUGGCUCAGUCGGACUUGCUGAAGCUGUAUCCCGGCGUUGCCGACAAGCUGAGCAUCGCGAUUCAUGACGUUGGGCCGCAUAUUCUUAGCGCGUACGAUCAGAAGCUGUAUGAGUACGCGCGCGAGCGGCUGAUGGAGCGGAAUGUGGAGGUGCGGACGAACUCGCACAUCGAGCGCGUCGAGCAGAACGAGCUGUACACGAAGGAGGACGGCUGUUUGCCGUGCGGCUUGCUCAUUUGGGCCACGGGCAACAAGAAUGUGCCGUUGAUUGAGAGGCUUGAUGCGAAGAAGUACACUUCUGGAUUGGUGCGUCUGCUUACGGACAAUCGGCUCCGCAUUCUCAAGCCGAAAAACGAUGGGGAUCAAGGGGAAGAUGAGAUUUGGGAGGGGGUCUAUGGGCUAGGAGAUGCGUGUGAUAUCGAAGACGCACCGCUGCCCACUACGGCGGAGGUGGCAACGCAGAAGGCGAAGUAUCUUGCAAGUGUCUUGAACAGCGGCUCCGAGACGCCGUACAAGUUCCGGCCGAAGGGCCUGGUCACUUACAUCGGCGGCCGUGAUGGAAUCAUUCAGGACAGAGAGUGGACAGGGAAAUUGGCUUGGCUGUCUUGGAGGCAGGGAAGUUUGACGUGGACGAGAAGCUUUAGGACGAAGUCGAUGAUCUUCCUGACAUGGGGUGUUAAUCGGCUGUUUGGUUCAGAGUUGGCGAGACUUUGA
Messenger RNA from Lasiodiplodia theobromae, 1428 nucleotides. Its product is annotated as FAD-dependent pyridine nucleotide-disulfide protein. The transcript has a single exon. Gene Ontology annotation, molecular function: NADH dehydrogenase activity. Lineage: Eukaryota; Fungi; Ascomycota; Dothideomycetes; Botryosphaeriales; Botryosphaeriaceae. Bases 1 to 1428 code for a protein of 475 amino acids. The record is from RefSeq and is a predicted model, not a curated record.